Molecule: messenger RNA, 5733 nt
Organism: Thelazia callipaeda (thelaziosis nematode)
Lineage: Eukaryota; Metazoa; Nematoda; Chromadorea; Rhabditida; Thelaziidae
Source: the annotation of a GenBank genome assembly
AUGUUGCAAAGAAGACGAAAUGAAGACAGUGAUUAUGAUGAGAAUGAUAGAGAUGAUGAUAGCGAUGGUGAUAUGACUGACAAUGAAACAGAUGAUAAUAAACAGAGAAAAAAAAUAAAACGUGGUCGUAGACACUUUCUGUCAAAAAUAAGUCAUAUAGGCCAACGUGUUAAAUCACGUAUUCGACAUGACCAAUCAAGAUCGUCAUUUGCAACAGAAUAUAGCAAAGGAGGAUUAGCAUCAACUACUGAAGUAUCUGAUGAUGAUGAUGAUGAUCUUGAACAAGCUGAAAGUAUUUUUACAGAAACACCACUGCAAACUACUGAUGGACAAUCAUCAGAUCAAGAUUCAGUAUCAGAUUCAAUUUACUCAACUGACAGAAGUAUUUUAUCAAGUGAAAACCAAAUUACUUCAAUGAGUAAAACUGCAAAUGUGCAAGUAGCAGAGCAUGAAGAUAGAGAUGAUACUGAUGAUACUGAUAGCUUGCAAUCAUUUAUCAUACGUUUGCAUAUAUUCGAAGCUCGUGAACUUCAUGGUGAUAAUCUGAAUCCAUUAUUACGUGUUAUCCUUGAUAAACGAUGCCGAUCAAGUAUAUCCCAACAUGGGACUAAUUCACCUCAGUGGAAUGAAUCAUUUUCGUUUACAAUCCGAAAAUCUCUUCAAGAUAUGAUGAAAACUUGUUUAGAAUUCAGAAUUCUUUUUGAUAAAUAUGAAGUUGUUGAGGUGUAUAAUGCUCAACAGCUUGCAAGUGAUACAUUGAUUGGAGGAUUUCAAUGUGAUUUGGGAUUUAUUUAUAAAUCAAAACGACAUUUAUUAUGUGAAAAGUGGCUUGUUCUUAGAACCGAUUGCCAAGAAGUCACGUCAGGUGGUGACGUUGAUCGUCUUGCGUAUUCAGAAAUACGCGGAUUUCUUAAAGUAUCAGUCAACGUACGUCGAAGUCUUGACCCCACACCUGCACCAUCCUUAAGAAGUUCAAAAAAAUUAGACGAUGAAGAUAUACUGUUUUCUGGUUCACUAAUGCAAUACACUAUGCUGGUCAAAGUUUUUAAGUUAUGUCAGAUUGCUGACCAUUUACGUUUGUUCAAUGACCAAGUUGCAAAACUUGCCUUGGAAGUAAAGGUUGGAAAGGAACAUGAAAUGACCCAUGCUUUGCCAGCAUCGCAUGAAGUUAUCGACUUCUACGAAGAACUUAUGAUUCCUAUAGUUUGGCCAACUGUAGUAAAACAUAUAUCUUUUCGAAUUAUUCUCGUUUAUCGAACGAAAAUUCGCAAAAAAUUGAAGAAGAAAAUCUUAGCAACGACAUAUUUAAAUUUGUCUGAUAUAUGUCAAACAGGAAGUGUUGUUACAACUACAAAUUCUCAAUUUAAUUCAGAUAAUCAGGGUUUUUUACCUGUGUUUGGUCCAUCAUACAUAAGUUUCUACGCAUCAAGUUUGCAAAGAAUAACUCGAAAAGUUGAUAAAGCUAUACGUGAAGGACGACGACCGGGAGAUUGUUAUGUAGCACGUGCAUUAAUUGAAUUGAUUUGCUUGGAAGAAAACUGUGGGCGAAGUUGCCGUGACCCUAUGACAUCAGACGUGAUCCUAUCAGUCUUGCCACAAUUGCAUACGUCAGAACACGUUUUAUUGUCGACAUUUUUUGUCGUAAAUAUGAUUCAUCCAAAACUAAAAUCAAGAAAUGUCCGAUUUUCAUUAAGUAUUGGAGAGUACGGUAAUAAUACUUAUGGAAAAGUACCAAAAUCUACUGCCCGAACACUUUCGGUAAUGCCAGCUUUCGCUGAAAGAAAAUACUAUACAAUGCCUUGGGGUAAUCAUAAGCCUGUUUGUGAGAUUCCUUGUGCGUGGGAAGAUGUUUCAUUUCGAAUGAGGCAUUCUAAUGUUCUACAGAAGAUUGCUAAAAUGCUGUUAUAUAGUUCUGGUUUGGCUAAGCUCAAUUCUGAAGGCAUAAGUAAAGCUUCUUCAAUUAUUGUUGAUGUUAUCGAACAAGCUUGUGAUUAUUUUGCUAAAUUAAGCGAAUGUAUUGAUAGAGAUUGGGAUUCACUAACAUCAUCACCUCUUGAUCGGCAACGUCGUCAAAUAAUUAUCUCAUCAACUGUAAAAAUGAUUGAAAAUUUUGCGCAUCUAAAAUAUGACAAAAGUGAUAUAUUUCAAGUUAAUGAAAUAGCUUUAAAUCAAUUAGAACGAACAGCUGAUCGCUUAAUGCAGAUUUCAAAUGAGCCUGAAAUGUCAAUACCUGAUGCAGUACUUUCAAUGUACGAUGGCGAUGAAUUACUUGCAUUUGCUAGAAUAUCUGUAAAUGAAAUAUAUUACCAUAGCGAAGAGUGUUACCGAGGGAUUUUUUGUGGACGUUUACAAGCUAUAACUUUGAAAUGGCCAAGUCAUGAAACGAAAAAAGAGGAUAAAGAUGAAAUUCCUGCAAUUGUUCAUUUACGACUUUGGUUUGGUAAAGUAAAUGAUCGAAGUAAUUGGGAUAAAGCUAUAGAACCAGGAGUAGUUCAGUACUUUGCUGAGGUAUUUGAGAAUCAGCGACGCCAUAUGGGUGAUCGGUGGGUCGAGACUGAAGGCAAAAAUGGUGAGCCAUAUGGAAGAUCGGAUGAAACAGGAAUAAUUCGGAUGAUAGAAGAUGACGUGAAAUUGUCCCAUGGAUGGUCCUAUAAGGGCCCUUGGAAAAUAAUGUUUUGCCAUGAUAUGUGGGUAGGACCAGAUGCAGGUCAUACUCAGUAUGAAGAUGAAAUAUUUCAAGUUCAAGAAAAGGAAGAUGAUAUUUGGACUGAUUUAUAUUAUACAAGCGCUUUUGGUAAUCCAAUCGAUAAUGCUCAAGAUCAAAAUCCUCCUCCAGGAUGGCGCUGGGUUGGGAAUUGGACAAUUGACUUAUUCUGCGCAGGGGAUGCAGAGGGAUGGUCUUAUUCCUCAAAUGAAGCUAAUUUUGCUAGAGAUGAUGCUGUUAUUGAUUACCGAGAACGGGAAGGACAUAAGUUUCGGCGUCGGCGAUGGAGGCGUGUGCGUACGUUUGGUACAGGUACGAAAGAUAUUUUUGAAAAUAUUGAUGCUUUGCGGAAAAGUAUUGAUCCGGAGCUAUGGGAGUAUGCGACCAAUUUUCGCAAACCAAUGCAUGUUCAAAAAAUGCCUGGCGAUAAAUUUCGGCGACGACGUUAUGUACGUGAAAUGGAAUUUUCUCCUAAUUUAGGUCAAAGAAGAAGAUUAGCUCUAUAUCUUGCUGAACAUAUUACAGUUUCGCCAAGAAUAUAUGAAGUCUACGAUCACAUAACACGUUGGCAAAUGCGUGCGUCAAUUUUAUGGGCUAGAGACUUGCUACCAACUAAUCGACGUGGAUCACGAGCAUUUGUUCGAGUGGUUUUCUCAAAUCGAUGUCAAGAAACGGCAAUUGUAGAAAAUACUGUUAAUCCAGUAUGGAAUGAAACACUAAUUUUUAAAAAAAUAAUCAUAUGUGGUAGUAUGGUGUCAGUUCGUAAAGAUCCUCCAGCUAUUGUAAUAGAAAUAUGCUCAGAAGAUUUUAGUUCUUCUGAAACUUUUCUGGGACGUUUUAUAGCAACACCUUCUGUGAUAUCACUUGCAACUGAUCGGCGUAGAUCACCUACGUGGUUUCCGUUAUCAUUUCAUAAUCAAAAACAAAAAGGUGCUUUACUAGCCUUAUUUGAAUUAUUUUUGUACGAGGGUGAAGCAGUUCAUAUUGCUCCUCUAAAACCACCUAGAAAACAACAAACUAAUCGUUAUUCCGUAGCACGUGAUGUAUGUCCCAUAUUUAAACAAUAUACCGUACAAAUUUUGUGUUGGGGUGUAAGAGAUUUACCAAGAUAUCAGCUGUCAUCAGUUCGUAAUCCAUUUGUUGAAAUUCGAAUUGGUGAUAAAAUUGCUCGAUCUGAUGUGAUUGAGGACGCUAAACGUAAUCCAAACUUUGUACGACCUUUAAUAAUUUUAAAUGAAGUUAAUUUACCUGUUAAUUUUUAUUAUGCUCCACCAUUAACGUUUAAUUUAUACGAUAGACGCUCAUUUGGUCGUGAGCCACUAAUUGGUACUUGUAUUGUACAAGACUUUGCUAAAUAUAUCAACAAAUUACCUAAGAGUAUAAAACGAGAUACUUACAACUGGCAAAAAUACGAUGAAAUGUUAUCAUUAGAAGAAUCUGAAGAGAAAAAAGAUCUGAUAGCAAUAGAUGAAGAAGAUUAUGUUUUUGGUGAAUUCAUAAUCGACUGGUGGAGUAAAUAUUAUACUUCAAUAAAUGAAACUGAAAAAGCGCCGGGAUUUGCAGAGUCAGGAAUUGAAAAAUUGCGAGUAUUUAGUUGUGCUCUUGAAGAUGUUAAUGAAUAUUACGGAUUUUCGGAUUUCCUUGAUACAUUUAUGUUUCGAAAAAUGACUAAGCAAACUAUUGAAACACCAGAAUUAAGAAUACCUCGUGGAGAAUUGAAAGCUAGAAUCUUUUUUCGAAAAGAAGACAAAAAAUCAAAUGAAAGUUUGACAUUACCAAUUGUUGAAUUUGUUGGAGUUACUCAGUGUACAGUUCGUAUAUAUAUUAUUAGAGCUUACGAUUUAGUCAGUAGACGCAAGGAUGGAAGUUGCGAUUCUCAAUUAUCAUCAACUUUUGUAGAUAACGAAAUCGGAUAUACUACGAUUGAUUUAGAAAAUCGUCUUUUAACACAAUUCCGGGCUACGGUAGGCUUACCACAGCAGUAUACAGUUCGUGGACCACUUGUUUGGCGUGAUCAAUUAACACCUCUAAGCAUACUUAAAAGAUACUGUAUAAAGAUGAAUUAUCCAGCUCCAGAAAUUUUAACUAAAGAAAAUGAUAUUGGAAUUAUGAUUGCUGGAGUAUCAAUCUGGCUUAGUGAUAUUGAAAAAAUACCUCCAAAACGUUCUGAAAUUUUAGGGCGACCUUUACAACGAGUAGCAUUAUAUAUUUUAACAAAAAUGAAUUUAGUACCAGAACACGUAGAAACUCGUCCAUUAUACAGUGCUAUAAAUCCCAACAGUGAAUGUGGUCAAUUAGAAAUGUUUAUUGAUUUAUUUCCAAAUUCAAUUGGAUUAAUUCCUCCACCACUUAAUAUUUCACCGCGUCGACCACGCAAGUUUCAACUUCGUGUAGCAGUAUGGAGCGUACGAAAUGUUAUUCUUGCUAAAAGAACUAUGGGAAAACCUGCAGCUGAUAUUUAUAUAAAAGUAUUUUUAAAUGGAAGUGAUAAGGAAGAAAAAACUGAUGUCCACUACCGUAGUCUUGAUGGUUACGGCUCAUUCAAUUGGCGUUUUGUGCUUAAUUUUGAUUUUGAUAUUUGGGAGAAAAAAAUUGCUGUUUAUAAAAAAAAGCGUCUUUUUAGUAAGAAGUCAUUAUCACUGGUAGAUCCAAUAUUGUUUGUCCAAAUUUGGGAUAAUAAUAAAUUUGGGAGGGAUAGCUAUAUUGGCCAACUUGCAUUGGAUUUGCUCUCCUUUGAUGAAGCUCAGAUGGACGCAGAUGAAAUGUAUAAUGUUGAUUAUGCAGCUAGCAGACAUAGACGUUGUGGUAAUUGCAUGAAUAUUUGUGCAAAAAAGAAUGCACCAAAAAAAAAUACUCAACCCCUGCCAAGAGCUCCGCCUUAUGUACCGGGAAGAGUUGGCAGAUUUUCACUUUUUCAGCAGCGUACAAGUUAUGGCUGGUGGCCAUGUAUUAGUACCUCAUUACCUGAUGAACAAGUAAUCUUUUUAUCUAAAUACAAAUUAGAUUACCAAAAAAAAUUAGACUUUGAU